CCAUCGUGCCUGCCAUGAGUGAACCGCAACUUCCCAAGUGCCCCCUCAAGCUUUCCUCCCACAACUACAACCUCAAUUCGAACUUUCUCUCACAAUGCAUUGAAUCACGCUUUCAGUCCUUGAUUAAUGUGCAACAAGUACCCCUCCACCCCGUUACACAAACCAACCUUCCUCUCCUCCACUUUCGUUGUCACUGCCAUCUGUAGACUUCCUCCGACCAGCGCGACUAUAGCAUGCAGUACUACAACAGAGAGGGCUCCAGAACCUGGCCCUAAGCCCCCAAAACGACGGCACGGCACGCUCCCUCAUUCACCCGCUUGCCAGCCCCCAUUAGGGCAUGACUACUUUCCUUGGGCAUCAUGGAUAUUCGAAAAUGGCUUGAUGAGACUGUGACACCGGUCCAGUCUCCAAUUCCCCCUAAUCAAUUCAACCUUGCUCCCUGCCUCCGGCCAAAGGAAGAUAUGGAUGAUCCUAGAGCGAGUCGCAAAUACAGGAAGUCCAGGUCAGGCAGCUCACUUCUUGAACGCCGCCCAAUACCACCACGGAAGACCUUGAAAUGCGAGACUAGUGCCGAGCACAGUACCAACAGCAGCGACUGCAGUGAGGCACACGACCCCACCAGCAGGACCUCGUCGAGCAGGGUAUCGAGCCAAAGAUAUGCACGAAAGGCUCGACGGAAGACACGUACGGACCGCUACGACCCCACGGUGAACAAUGGUAAGACGCGAGAAACGCACAUAUAUCGAAACCAAAUCGACGAAUCAAAGAAAAGAAAACGCAAGCCGAAGCGCAAGAGGUCCGAUAAGUCAGGCGUGGGCUUAGUCCAGAGCUUCCGCGCCAAGAAUGUUUCUCAGGAUCGACUGACUUUGAGGCCACGGGACAACUUGGGUCUGUUCAACAAGGGAAAGGCGGCGUCCCCCAUCAAGGGCCGUGGCUUGCCCGAUCUUGUAUUCUCUGAGAUGAAGUUCUUGCAGAAGCAUAGAGCCCAACCAGAGCCCGCCCUUGAUGCCGAAUUGUCUAGAAAGCACCGGAAAAAGAGCCAUACACAAGUGCGUGACGAAGAGAUUUCUGCAUAUUUCACCUCUGUACGACCAGCUUUACAGGAGCAAAUCCCCAAUAUCCAAGCGAACGAGAGCCACCGUCCAUUGGAUCCCAGGGCGUGCUUAAAGCAGCAUGACCGCGACCGAUCAUCGUUGACAGCGAACGCAUUUCCCACUGUGGAAUCCCCCGCGGUUGAGCUGGAGCACUCGAAAUUCAGGAAUAGAGUCCCGCAACAUGACAGUGGUAGUUAUAUCUCUUGGUCCGAAUCGAUCAGGCCAUGGUCAAAGACGCCUCUUUUGUCUCAAUCGAAAAGAUCUUCUGUCCAUCGUGACCGACUGGACAGUGUACAGUUGGCUGGAGGCAACUUGAGUAUUCAAGAUGAAGCUUCCCUGCAAAAGCCAGUGAGCCCCGCUGCCAUUUCGAAGAAGUCGACACAUGAGAACAGUCAUAUACGUCCAGUCUUUUCAUUCACUCCAGUUGCUUGUCACCUGGCUCGCUCUAAAUCUGUGCCUUUAGCAAGUGCCCUACAUCAUCAAGUGAAGCGUUGCAAGGAAGACGAAAUACGGACUCACAACACAGGGACGCUCCAAUCACCGAUGGUAGGCCAUGCACCUUCUCCCAAGGCAGUCUCUGACGAGGUCCCCUGCGAAGUCCCCCGUGAUGUUGGUGUCGACGCCGAUAGCAAAGAUCGGAAGAGUGAUGGCUCUUUCCCUGCAGAACAUGAAGACGCUGGUCAAGGAAUUCGAGAGACAACAGGCCAAAGCGAGAAAGAGAAGGAUACGUCACUGGAACUACACACACCAUCAGGCUUGGAGAAACUUAUCCGCGAGUGCAACGCUGCUUUGAAUCAAAGAACACACGACCCUCCCAAACUAAUCAGCACAGAUGCCCACCCGCCGCGAUAUGGUCGAGUCAAUAGCAGAUCACCAGGCCCUGACGUAGGCUCAUAUACCACACUGCAAAGGUUACCUACCGUGCGUUUUGCUGGUGGUGAGCUCCGGGUACCGAUGUUUUUGAACUUUACGGAGCCAAGCAUAUACAAGGCAGAGGCUCUACGAGGACAUGACGUGAAUGGAUUGGAGGGCGCAAGCAACUACCUCUAUCGAGAGAUGGAUACCCUGGAAAGUAACGAUGUUCUGGAGGUGGGAGAUGACAUAGGCUAUGAAUACGAUGAGCGAGAGCAGAUCAUAUCAGGGGCAAAUGAUAGGCCCAUAUCUUGGAUGCCCUAUGGUAGGUGCAUGGUGGGUCAGAAUGAAUCUGGACCCGGUCUGGAAGAGGACGAUGAUUAUGGACGAGACAACCAAGUAUGCGGCAACAGGUUCUGGCGACCCAAUAAACUAUAUUGA
Aaosphaeria arxii CBS 175.79 is the source of this 2387-nucleotide messenger RNA. RefSeq lists its product as uncharacterized. The record is from RefSeq and is a predicted model, not a curated record. Lineage: Eukaryota; Fungi; Ascomycota; Dothideomycetes; Pleosporales. The coding region runs from base 360 to 2387 and encodes 675 amino acids. The transcript is spliced from 3 exons.